Echinococcus granulosus is the source of this 3159-nucleotide messenger RNA. RefSeq names its product Protocadherin-1. The transcript is spliced from 6 exons. Gene Ontology annotation, biological process: homophilic cell-cell adhesion. Bases 1 to 3159 code for a protein of 1052 amino acids. Gene Ontology annotation, molecular function: calcium ion binding. Lineage: Eukaryota; Metazoa; Platyhelminthes; Cestoda; Cyclophyllidea; Taeniidae. The record is from RefSeq and is a predicted model, not a curated record. Gene Ontology annotation, cellular component: plasma membrane.
AUGAAGAAUUACGUGCUUGCCGUGGACGGUGCUCCUGAACCCUAUCGUCUGACCGGCACUGCAUUGGUGGAUAUCGAAUUGACCGACUACAAUGACGAACCACCGAAUAUUGAGAUCCUCAUAGCUCAAAAUGGCAACUUGAAUAGCAUCUCUAAUGUCAACAUGAACGGCGGUAUCACGCCAAUGAUUCCACCGGGAUCGAGGCAUCAAGAGCUCGUGGCGUACAUCGAGGAGUCACCGUCACCGGACAUCGUUAUUGCCUAUGUACAGGUCUCGGAUAAGGAUGAGAAUGGUGAAGAUCAGGUUGAAUGCCAUCUGGGAGCCCGUGACAACUUUACACUUCAAGCUGACUCCUCUUCCUCUGGUGGCAAGAUGGAUCACUUCGGAUUCGAGACGGCCUCCCUGAAUGAGCGGGCGAGUAGGCGAAUCAGUGAGUAUCGAGUUUUGGCUAAGGUUCCCUCGGGAGGUGACCAGUCGACAGGUGAGGCAUCAAGCCUUCAAGAUCGCCUGGAUCGUGAGACCACACCGAGUCAGUUGCUCACCAUAAUCUGUGAGGAUCGGAAUGGUAAUCAUGCGGAGAUACGAAUUCGUUUACAUCUCCUCGAUAUCAACGAUAAUCCGCCACGAUUCCUCAACGAUAGCUACUUCAACUUCUCGCUCGCUGAGAACCGCGAACCAGUAGGGAAUCAACAAGUUUGGCUAGGUAGAGUGCAGGCUGUGGAUCCAGAUUUGGGCGAGAAUGCCAGGAUUUCGUAUCACCUCGCUCCGGAUCAGAGCGCGCAUCUUGAUGGCCAAUUCGGAUCGAGUCCGCAACAGCUCUUUCGUGUUCAACCAGACACUGGGGAUAUCUACGCACAAGUCAGUUUGGAUCGUGAAAAUGCGCCUGAGAAUGGUGUGUACAGCUUUAAUGUCCUUGCUAUGGAUCAUGGAAAGCCUCAGCAACUCACCGGUACAGCUCGAGUAGAUGUGACCGUCUUGGAUGUGAAUGACUGGCCACCAGAAUUCACUCGAGACAUCUACACAUUCGAGGUGCCUGAAGACCUUGAACUUCGUGAGGUCGUGGGAGUUGUAGAGGCUGUUGAUAGGGAUGCAACUGCUGGAGCAAAUUCCAUCACAUACCACCUCAAUCCACCUCGUGCUGGAUUGGUUCAACGAUCCUUGAAGAAUGAGACAGUGGAACGCAGGAAACGUGACUCCAUGAUGCAACAACAACAGCAGCCUCUAUUCAUGCCACAUUUAGAGCCAUCCAAAGUGAGGGAUGAAAGACCACUUUCCUACUUUUCCAUCGACAGUCGAACUGGAGAGAUUCGGGUUAUACGAAAGCUCGAUCGUGAAUCCAACGGCUACUUUACCUUUGAAGUCCUGGCAAUCGACUCCCUAUUGGCUGGAUCAUCCGCCCAGUCGAUCUUACCAUCCCAACCGUCACAGCCUACUAGACGAGGCUUCAAGGGUGGUGAAGUGUUCACGGCAACUGCAACAGUCGUGGUGACACUGACAGAUGUCAACGACAAUGCGCCCGAGUUCCGCUAUCCCAACACGUCAAUCCUCCUUCACAUGGCGCCAGGCGAGACCCUGGGCCACAAAAUUCUAACCGUGCAAGCUGUAGAUGCUGACUAUGGGGAGAAUGCACGCAUCUCGUAUAGCAUUCGUUCCGAGAUCCCCAUUCCACAGGAUGGACCGGGAACCGGCAACUUCGCGAUCGACGAGACCAGUGGACUCAUCUUUCUUACAAGACCCAUUCAAGGACCCGUGAACCACCGUCUUGUCAUCGAAGCCUGCGACCACGGUGGCCAACCAAAGUGUGUCUCCUCACCGGCCAUCCAAAUCGCCGUUUCUGAGGACGCAAAACUCGUUGGUGGUAGUGUUGGCAGUGGAGGCAACGUUGCUGGUAAUGGCGGCGGUGGUGGAGCUAUCAACGGCGGAGGCGGUGUGGGAGGCCGCGCCCUUGACCGCAGUGACGUCUCCGGUUCGGACCAUCGAUUCAACAACUUGGAUGGUUUCUACGACAGUCUCUAUGACCACAAUCCGCCACAUCGUGUUGAAGUUAUUGCAGCUUGUUUAGUGGUUGUGUUCGGAGUCCUCCUUCUAGCUGCUAUUGUCCUCGUCUGUCUACUCAAACGACGACCUCUUGUGAACGGUCAGCAGAGACCGAAUCACCAAAAUCAGCAGCAUCAAGGGAGGCUCGACUACACCUGCACUCCACUCUGGAACUGUCAGUGGUCGUUCUUCCGACAUCAGAAAAGUACUAACGCGAAAAGAAACGCACAGCAUUACGUACCGACGCAGACUCAAGAAGUCUUGAAUGAUCCAAGAUUCUCUGAUGGUCAAAGCAUUGAAUCCUCAGUGGCUAAAGGAAUGAUCUCCACUGAUUCCAUCACAAACACACUGGAGGAGGAGAAGAAGCCUCUUUACUAUGAUGGUCUUGGAGUGCUAGCACUCGAUGCCAUGGCUUCAAGAGGGCUUCGACAUCCAGUCGAGUAUUCCACUGGUGAGGGUGGUGGUGGCGGCGGAGGAAUGCCAGUCCCUGUAGUUUUCACUGGACAUCCUCCUCGUGUCUACGGAACCCUUCCAGUCGUGUCUACAAUCCUUUCCGAUGGUCAGACCGCCACCAAUACCCUCGUAGCUAGACCCGGUUUUCAACCCCGAUCCGGAAGAGGUCAUCCAACCAACGUAACUCCCCCCUCUCCCGACUAUCAAAGUCUUGAUCAACUCGCCGCACGCCCAAUAUGGCAGGCAGGUCCCCACCACGGUGUAGACAUGUUCGUGGGUUCACCACGCACCAGUCGUCCAAUUAACAACAACUCCGUCUCCUCCUCCUCCACAAGCUAUGGAUGUCUCAUCGAUCCCCCCUGCAUCAACACCCCACGUCGAAAUAACCACUACGAAGUAUCAUCCAGCAGUGGUGGUCGUCCGCGUCAGCGAAGUGCUACAUUAGGACGUCUCGGUGCUAUGACAGAAGAACCCGAGGCAGGCGAAAACGAUGGAACAACUGGACCAAUAGGCGGAAAGAGAGGAGGAGUGUUAACAGGUGGAGGUAGCGUCACUACAAGGUCUUACUCCCAGCUGCAGGCAACCUCUGGAGUGGAGACUGAUGCUGUGGAAAGGGAUCGACCAACACGUUAUACUUAUCAGGCGAUUCGGGAAGCCAGUUUUGUGUAG